This is a messenger RNA of Paraglomus occultum, 1077 nucleotides long. The record is from the annotation of a GenBank genome assembly. Lineage: Eukaryota; Fungi; Glomeromycota; Glomeromycetes; Paraglomerales; Paraglomeraceae.
AUGAUACCAUCAUUAACUUCUCUCUUUUCCUCACCACCAGACUUGACCUACGGUCGGGCAUCACUACCCUACAACAAAUAUGAACUCGCCUUCCGCUCUGCCCCAUAUCACCACACAGAAUAUAUCGUUCCUUUUCCCAAUCAUCCAACAUAUCCAAACGCCGAUCAUUUUAUCUAUUAUCAAACCUGGUCACUUUCAAACGUCAAACAACGUAACCUUGAUGUCAUGAUUGUGCAUGGCAUGGACGGUUACGGAGGUCGCUUCUCGCAGCAUAUCGACCCAGCGUUGAGAGAAGGAUUCAGAGUCAUCGCACUUGAUUUGCCUUCAUUCGGCCGAUCAUCGGGAAAACACGCCUAUCUGAACGACUGGAAAGAACUAACAGAAGCCGUACAUUGUGUCAUCGAUCAUCUAAAAAAGGAAAACGAAAACUAUACGGAUACCAAGCUCUCGUCAAAAGGAUCUACUCUUCCGUACGAUUCGCGUCCCAAUCCUCGCAAACUGGUUCUUUGUGGCGAGUCCCUCGGCGGAUUUAUAACUCUGUGUUAUUCUAUUCUUUAUCCGCACACUAUCGAUGCAAUACAUUUAUUCUGUCCGCUAGUAUUUGUCUCGGAAACUUCACGUCCGAGCAAACUCAUCGAACUUGUCGCAAAGGUGAUUGCAAAGUCGCCACUUGGGUAUUUACCAAUGUCUUACGCGAUGGUAGGAAAGGGAAGUUCGGAUCCGAAACUCGAGGAAGAGUUUAGGAAUGACCCGAUGACGUAUAGCGGUGGACUCCGGGGUAGCACGGGUAUUGCACUUCUCCAUGGCACACUCUGGCUCGAGGCCAAUCUGCAAGAGGUCUCCCAUGCGUUUUUUGUACAGCACGGAACUUCUGACAGAGUAUGUGCCGUUGAAGGAAGUCAAUUGCUUUAUGAAAAAGCCAGGACGCCGCUAAAGAACAAGAAACUUGUAUUAUACGAUGGACUUGAGCAUGAAUUGUUACGAGGAGUGGGUUGUGAUAAAGUUAUAGAGGAUUGGGUGGCUUGGUUGAUAGAAAUUGAUGAGAAUGAAAGUAAUCAAAAACGCGAAGAGAAGUAA